UGGUGUUGGCUUCUGUGGCUCCGGGAUGCACUUACCCAUUUUAGCUCUCUCUAUGAGGAUAUAGCUCCUUCUGCUGUGAUUUCUCUUCACCAUUGGUUCGUUCCAACAGCAGAUGGAGACUGUCUGGUCUUACCUCUCUUUUUCAUGGUCUCCCACCCUGACAGGCCUUUCCAUCUCCAUCUCCUGUUUGCAUUCUGAAAUCUGCUCUGUUCCUAUAUCUGCUAUCCUGAUAUUCCCUGUAAAUGCCACAGGAAAGCCCAGCUCGAUGGGGGUCCUAAUCCCAUGAAGAACAUCUUUUCAGACACAUGCCACCUUCCCUGGAAUCACAUGCUGUCUAGGCUUUUUUGCCUUCUCUUCCCAGCUUCCGUGACUCCACUGCCUCUUUCUUCUGGGAACAUGGCUUCAUAAGUCACUAGCACAUAGCUCCUUCUUGGACCCUCCUUGGCAAACAGGACUAAGUCAACCCUGGAUUUUAUCUUGGACAUACAAAGGAAAAUUGUGAAAACUGUUGAGAAAGAUUACAACAACUAAACUUUAUCUGAGCUAUAGAUAGCAGACCCAAACUGGUCUAGAGUCAUUAUGUCUUCACCCCUAGCCCACUCCAUUUUCCAUGACUCCUUUUUCUGCUCAUUCCUGACCUACAUUGCAAUAACUUCCAAGAUUUCUUGCAGAUUCUUAUUGCUGUCUAGCCAAGAUGACUGGAGAACCCAAUGGGCUCUAGUUGAAAUGGAUGGAAUUGCACUAUUUAAUGACUCCUGGAUGUUUUUGAAUUGUUUGCAGAAAACCAUGAAAAUAACAAUGAAAAAGAUCAAGAUUCAUUGAAUUCCAGCACUCUCAACAGUGAACUACAUGAGGAGAAAGAGAAUGAUCUCCUGCUGGACAAAAAAUAUUUUCUACCCUCUGGUCAUCCUGAUUCACCUGACACACAAGAACUUUUCAGAAGCUCUGUCGUCCCAUCAGAUGAGCCUAAAGUCAGCUCUGCUGUGGAUGGAGCCAGUUUCUGCAAACAGAAGAUAACUGGAAGAAAACUUUGGUUUAGCAAGUGGAAAAUAGCAUGCAGAUCCCCUGGCCUUCAAGCUUCAGAGCUGAUUCAGAUGAUCUUCCAGGAAUGAAGAACUCUCCCAAGCUGGAAUGUGAUACCACAGAUGGCUCCUUCACCAACAAGCAUGGCCUCCCUAUCAUAGGCCGCAUCGAUGACUAUACUGCUCUCAGAGAGAAGACUGAGGAGGGAAAACAGCUGGUUCAAAAGAUCCUGUCUCUCCUGAGGCCCACAUGCAACUUCUUGGGCCUUGAAUCUCAGAGCUCAGAGGCACCAGGCAACAAAUGUUUCCAUGAGCUAAGAAGCAGCACCUGUGCCCUGCAGUACACCCUAGAGGAGUCAGCCUCCCUCCUGACCAUGUUCUGUCAAGUAGCUUUACCAAGCUUCCACGGCCCUGGGCUGCCUGGCAAAGUGGUGACAUUCUUAAGGGACCUGCUGUGUGCUCCAGCCUUGAGACCCUUUUUUUUUUAUUGGUUGCUCAAAACAUUACAAAGCUCUUGACAUAUCAUAUUUCAUACAUUUGAUUCAGGUGGGUUUUGAACUCCCAAUUUUACCCCAAAUACAGAUUGCAGAAUCAAGUCGGUUACACAUCUACAUUUUUACAUAAUGCCCUAUUAGUAACUGUUGUAUUCUGCUACCUUUCCUAUCCUAUACUAUCUCCCCCUUGCCUUCCAGGAGCCACACAAGAAACAAAGCUACCACAGGUCCCUAAAGCAUGAGGAAGCCUAGGAAUACCCCCCUCCCCACAUCUGAACAACUGUCUAUCUGCUAAGGAACAUCUGGGCCCUGUUCCUUCAAAGCUGGUAUAGGUUUGAAGAGGUGAUCAGAGAUGUCUCCUACUAGCAUAGGCAGAAAGACAGAAUGACUUCCUAGCAGUGAUGGAACACCAGUAGUCAAAUAGCACCAGCCCCAGCUCUAGGCAAAGUGCACCAAAGAUUGCAUAGUAAACCUUGUGACACUGCUUCUGAGCAGCCUCAGUGGCACAGCACCUGCCACAGCAUAGUUCUCACCUCAGCAGCUCUCCUCAGAUGAUCAACUUGGGAGAAAUGGUUGCCUCCUACACAUGGGUCAUGUGGUCCCAAUGUAGAGCUCCUUGGCAGUUCUAGAAGCAUGCUUCACACAUCCACCCCGACCAGGUAGCUCCUCUAGGCCAAGCCAGGUUGGACUUUGCCCUGCACUAUCAGGUCUGAUCUUUGAGUCCAUGUGAGGAAGGAAUGUGGUGACUUGCUAAGAGGCCCUCUCAUUCAUACCCUAGCACAAUCUGCUUCCUUUAUUAACAUGUUCUCCAAAUUUUACUGCCCCCUGCCCUCCCAUUAAGUAUGCUGUGCCAUUUUCUUAACCUAACAUCCCUCAGGGCAAUAUGAGAUUGAUGUCCACACCACACCUAUGCAAAGUCUUCUGUAUGGCAGCCUCUACUUGUUUCUUAGUGGUGUGGGCCAGGCCCCAAUUGUACUGAAGCCUCCUUUGUGUCUUCAGGGUGUUCCUAGGAUGUGAGUAGGUGAGUAUAAAUGUAAGAGAUUUAUCUAUGUUACUGUAGCCAUACAUUGAAGGCCAACAUCAGUCAUGGACAGGUUAGGUAAAACUGAAUAGUGGUCUUUCAGUAGCUAUUUUAUUUUUUAAAGCAAAAUUUGUAUAAAUAGAUUCCUUUUGGCGGCUUUGUUUCCCAUUUCUACACCAGUCCCUAGAACAAGUGUUAAGAAUAGAAAAUAAACUAAGCCAAACCC
Molecule: messenger RNA, 2763 nt
Organism: Marmota monax (woodchuck)
Lineage: Eukaryota; Metazoa; Chordata; Mammalia; Rodentia; Sciuridae
Product: myomegalin-like
Exons: 6
Coding region: 1055-1540 (161 amino acids)
Source: RefSeq, a predicted model, not a curated record